This is a messenger RNA of Micropterus dolomieu (smallmouth bass), 3254 nucleotides long. RefSeq names its product septin-4-like. Gene Ontology annotation, molecular function: GTP binding; molecular adaptor activity; GTPase activity. Lineage: Eukaryota; Metazoa; Chordata; Actinopteri; Centrarchiformes; Centrarchidae. The transcript has 14 exons. Gene Ontology annotation, cellular component: septin ring; cell division site; septin complex. The record is from RefSeq and is a predicted model, not a curated record. The coding region runs from base 87 to 1691 and encodes 534 amino acids. Gene Ontology annotation, biological process: regulation of exocytosis; cytoskeleton-dependent cytokinesis.
CAUUUUUGGUAUUGUGAUAUUUCACAUUUAAUGCUAGCUUAACAUUAGAGUAAAGUUACAGUUAACCUACAUUGUAAAAUUUAUGAAUGAUCUUAUGUACCAUGAACCAGGACAUUUUGAGAAGCAGGAGCAUCAUGGACCACAUGUCCUCUCCGGUCAGGUUCCGCAGCAGUAAAAAGGCUACAACUUUUUCAGAAAACGAGUUGUCCAGUCUGUCCAUUGAGGACCAGGAGGACACUCAGUUUCCUUUCGCGAUGAGGGAUCUGCCUCCUGUCUCUCAGCCUGAAGAAGAGCACCAGACACUAGACCACCAGCUACCAGUCCCCCAUGAGGUAGAGGGAACUGAGACAGCAACCAAUGGGAGACUGCCCAGCCUUCCCAGGACUCCCCCUGUGUCCCAUCCCAUCCCCUGCCACCCUGCUGUCUCCCCGACAGUCCCUCACAGACCAAAUCGCGUGAGACCGGAUGCAGCGUUUCAGCCCAUGCCACUGAGGAGGCAGCUUGCCUCUCAGGUGUCUAUGGACUGUCCACUCAGCCCUGUCUCCCGUCCACUCAGCCCCUGGGGACGCUUCGACCCCUACGACUGUCAAGAGGAUCAGGACAAGGAGUAUGUGGGUUUUGCCACAUUGCCCAAUCAGGUUCAUAGAAAGACAGUAAAGAAAGGUUUCACAUUUACGCUAAUGGUGGCAGGGGAGUCUGGCCUCGGUAAAUCCACACUUAUCAAUAGUUUGUUCCUCACGGACCUCUACAAAGACAGGAAGGUUCCUAAUGCACAAGAACGGAUCAAUCAAACAGUCAACAUCGUCAAACACGCAAUAAGCAUUGAGGAGAAAGGAAUCAAGUUGAGGCUCACCACCAUAGACACACCAGGUUUUGGAGACGCCAUCAACAACACAGAAAGCUGGAAACCAAUAGAAGACUACAUCGAUCAGCAGUUUGAACAGUACUUCAGAGAUGAGAGCGGGUUGAACAGAAGGAACAUCCAGGACAACAGAGUCCACUGCUGCCUCUACUUCAUCUCCCCAUUUGGCCACGGUCUUCGACCUCUGGAUGUCGAAUGUAUGAAGGCCUUGCAUGAAAAAGUCAACAUAAUUCCUGUAUUGGCCAAAGCUGACAGCAUGACACAAGCAGAGGUUUGGAGAAAGAAGAUGAAGAUCAGAGAGGAGAUCAAGCAGUUUGGGAUCAACAUCUACCAGUUUCCCGAGUGUGAUUCAGAUGAAGACGAAGACUUUAAGAAACAGGACCAGAUACUGAAGGACAGCAUCCCGUUUGCAGUAAUUGGGAGUAAUGUUCAGGUGGAGAAUAACGGUCGCAAGUUUAGGGGUCGUGUCUAUCCCUGGGGUGUUGUGGAAGUGGAGGACCCUGCUCACUCGGACUUCUUGAUACUGAGGAACAUGCUGGUGAGGACGCACAUGCAGGAUCUGAAGGACGUGACGCGGGAGACGCACUAUGAAAACUACAGAGCACAGUGCAUCCAGAACAUGACGCGCAUGGUGGUGCAGGAGAGGAAGCGCAGUUUGCGUGAAAAGUAUCGAGAGGUGAGUGAGGCGGAAUUUCCGCUGCCGCUGGCCCCCGUUGACACCGAGACAGAGAGACAAAUCUUUGAGAAGGACGAAGAGCUGAGGAGGAUGCAGGAGGUGCUGGAGAGGAUUCAGGACCAGAUGCGGCAGAGCCAGAGAAGUGGCUGCUGAUUCUCCCAUAAUUCCCUGGGAGAGGAGACGAGUGCCCAGGAACACAGAGGAGGUGCUGUUUAUGAAGCCGGACGAUCAAAUACAGAUGGAACUUGUAUAAAAAGGAUAUCAGCCAUAUUGCAUUCAGUUCUUUAUCUGAUUGCUGUUCCCCAGGACAACGUCAGUCAGCAAAACAGUGAGCGAGGCUGGAAUCAUGGUUCUCCGACAUAAAACGUUUCUGUGGGUUUACACAGAAAGGGGUGAUAUGGGUAAUUGUGGAUUACUCAGGCUUCUAAAGGAGCAUCCAGCAAGCUGAUUGCCUGAUCCAACUCCUGUCAGAAGGAAGAAACAUGCGUGAACUUUACACUCUGUACAAGUAUAAAAUACAUUGGCCCAAUCCCAAUCUCCACACUCACAGACUCAGAGAUCUUUAGACACGUUCCUGGUAAGUCCGUGAGGGCUUAGGGCUGUCCCACUGUUAAAUUGUCAAGUGCAUCAGGUCUGUUGCAGACAUUUUGAGCCCUUUUUACACACUUACUGUAAGUCUACAUUUCUGCAGACUUUGCCUGAGGGAAUAACGCACAGUUCACAGCAUUGUGACGUUAAACCAGGGGAAGCCCAGAGGUGUUUAAAAAGGUAAACAAACAUACAAGGAGCAGCUACAAGAAAAACGAAAUGUACAUCUAAGUGUAUGAUGCUAUUUUGAUAAAAACGAGCAAAUUGUUUGACAAUUACCUCUCAUCUACUCUGUAAGGGAAGAUCCUGGAAUACGUUCAAAUCAGGCAGUCUACCAAGUGCCUUGGCCGUGAGGAAAGUAAAACACGUAAAUAAACAGUCCCAAACCCACAAUUGGACGUAACAUGUCACAAAGUGCUCUCCCAUAAUACAAAUUUGGGCCCUUGCAACCUCUCGCACUCAAGCACAUACCAGGUUAUGUCCACUAAGUCUGUAAGGGUUAUUGACGGGAGUUACAGCUCUUUAAAGGGAGCUGAAUGUUAUGGUCUGUUCCUUUCCCAGAGUCAGGACUUUCUGUUCCCAAAUGGCUCUUCAUGUAAUACCACUUCUGUUGUUACAUUUGUUGCAAGAAAUAAAUAUGCAAGAGGGAAGGUAUCGGCUCUCAGACGGGACUCAUAGAGCUCGUUCGCGACUGACACAUCACUAGUGAGAGUACAGGGUUCUGGGUUUAAAGUGGAGUUUGGGAUUGGGUCUUAGUCACGCUAAACUCCCGGGCAUGUUUAUUUACAUGCAGCUAGGAGAAGCAUGUUCCAGCCUUAAGCAGCAACAGGCUCAAUGGUGUUCAAGAGCACGCCAGAAGGUCACAGGUGGGUUGAUUCUGUGAUUUUCAGGUAUGAGUGACUCUAUCCAAAGACAGAGUUGUUCUGCUGUUACAAUUAAUUUGUUUUAUUACUGUGUUUCAGGACGUCUCCUUGAUUAGUAAUCUUGAUAAGAUUUAACACUGCCAUCUAGGGAUCAUUGUUAUUGUUGAUGUUAGCGUUGGGUUUUUAUGUAAACUUUAUUUUUCAUGUUUUAUUACUUGAGUCAAGUUUUUUUUUUUCCUUUUUGCAUUUUUAAUGUUGCUGUUUC